This is a messenger RNA of Lontra canadensis (Northern American river otter), 9097 nucleotides long. RefSeq names its product 5'-3' exoribonuclease 1 (gene XRN1). NCBI's taxonomy places the organism in Eukaryota, Metazoa, Chordata, Mammalia, Carnivora, Mustelidae. The transcript has 43 exons. Gene Ontology annotation, biological process: nuclear-transcribed mRNA catabolic process; rRNA catabolic process. Gene Ontology annotation, molecular function: 5'-3' RNA exonuclease activity; RNA binding. The record is from RefSeq and is a predicted model, not a curated record. The coding region runs from base 117 to 5351 and encodes 1744 amino acids. Gene Ontology annotation, cellular component: nucleus.
GUCGGGCGGGCGGUGUGUUGUCAUCCGCGGAGCGACGGCCGGAGGCAGAGGCUUAGGCCCCGGCGGGGCGUUUGGUUUCGGUUUGGCCCUGACUGGAAUUAGCGUUGACGGUCGAAAUGGGAGUCCCCAAGUUUUACCGAUGGAUCUCGGAGCGGUAUCCCUGCCUCAGUGAAGUGGUGAAAGAGCAUCAGAUUCCUGAAUUUGACAACUUGUACCUGGAUAUGAAUGGAAUCAUACAUCAAUGUUCCCAUCCUAAUGAUGAUGAUGUUCACUUCAGAAUUUCUGAUGAUAAAAUCUUUACUGAUAUUUUUCACUACUUGGAGGUGUUGUUUCGCAUUAUUAAACCUAGGAAAGUGUUCUUUAUGGCUGUUGAUGGUGUGGCUCCUCGAGCAAAAAUGAACCAGCAGCGGGGGAGGCGUUUUAGGUCAGCAAAGGAGGCAGAAGACAAAAUUAAAAAGGCAUUAGAAAAAGGAGAAACUCUUCCUACAGAGGCCAGAUUUGAUUCCAACUGUAUUACACCAGGGACUGAAUUCAUGGCCAGGUUACAUGAACAUCUGAAGUAUUUUGUAAAUAUGAAAAUUUCUACAGAUAAGUCGUGGCAAGGAGUUACCAUCUACUUCUCAGGCCAUGAGACCCCCGGAGAAGGAGAGCAUAAAAUCAUGGAAUUUAUCAGAUCCGAGAAAGCAAAGCCAGAUCAUGAUCCCAACACCAGACAUUGUCUUUAUGGUUUAGAUGCUGACUUGAUUAUGCUUGGAUUAACAAGUCAUGAGGCACAUUUCUCUCUUUUAAGAGAAGAGGUUCGGUUUGGUGGCAAAAAGACACAAAGGGUAUGCGCACCAGAAGAAACCACAUUUCACCUCCUACACUUGUCUUUAAUGAGAGAGUAUAUUGACUAUGAGUUUUCAGUACUGAAAGACAAGAUCACUUUUAAAUAUGAUAUUGAAAGGAUAAUAGAUGAUUGGAUUUUGAUGGGAUUUCUUGUUGGGAAUGAUUUUAUCCCUCAUCUACCUCAUUUACAUAUUAAUCAUGAUGCACUGCCUCUUCUUUAUGGAACAUAUAUUACCAUCCUGCCAGAACUUGGUGGUUAUAUUAAUGAAAGUGGGCAUCUCAACUUACCUCGAUUUGAGAGAUACCUUGUGAAACUAUCAGAUUUUGAUCGGGAGCACUUCAGUGAAGUUUUUGUGGACCUAAAGUGGUUUGAAAGCAAAGUUGGUAACAAGUACCUCAAUGAAGCAGCAGGUGUUGCAGCAGAAGAAGCCAAGAACUACAAGGAAAAGAAAAAAACAAAGGGCCAGGAAAAUGCCAUUUGUUGGGCUGCUUUAGACAAAAGUGGAGAAGAAGUGGUAACUUCUAAGGAUAAUUUAGAAGAUGAGACUGAAGAUGAUGACCUAUUUGAAACUGAGUUUAGACAAUAUAAAAGAACAUAUUACAUGACGAAGAUGGGAGUUGAUGUAGUGUCUGAUGACUUUCUGGCUGAUCAAGCUGCAUGUUAUGUUCAGGCAAUACAGUGGAUUUUGCACUAUUACUAUCAUGGAGUUCAGUCCUGGAGCUGGUAUUAUCCCUACCAUUAUGCACCUUUCCUGUCUGAUAUCCGUAACAUCAGUACACUCAAAAUCCAUUUUGAACUAGGAAAACCUUUUAAGCCAUUCGAACAGCUUCUUGCUGUACUUCCAGCAGCUAGCAAAAAUUUACUUCCUACAUGCUACCAGCAUUUGAUGACCAGUGAAGAUUCACCAAUUAUAGAAUAUUAUCCACCUGAUUUUAAAACUGACCUAAAUGGGAAACAACAGGAAUGGGAAGCUGUGGUACUAAUACCUUUUAUUGAUGAGAAGCGAUUGUUGGAAGCCAUGGAAACAUGUAACCACUCCCUCAAAAAGGAAGAAAGGAAAAGAAACCAACAUAGUGAGUGCCUAAUGUGCUGGUAUGAUAGAGACACAGAGUUCACCUACCCCUCACCAUGGCCAGAAAAGUUCCCUGCCAUAGAACAUUGUUGCACAAGGUAUAAAAUAAUAUCAUUAGAUGCUUGGCGUGUAGACAUAAGCAAGAACAAAAUAACCAGGGUUGACCAGAAGGCGUUGUAUUUCUGUGGAUUUCCUACCCUGAAACACAUCAAACACAAAUUUUUUUUGAAGAAGAGUGGGGUUCAAGUAUUCCAGCAAAGCAGUCGUGGAGAAAACAUGAUGUUAGAAAUCUUAGUGAAUGCAGAAUCAGAUGAACUUUGUGUAGAAAAUAUAGCUUCAUCCGUGCUUGGAAAGUCUGUCUUUGUUAAUUGGCCUCAUCUUGAAGAAGCUAGAGUUGUUGGUAUAUCAGAUGGAGAAACUAAAUUUUACUUGGAAGAACCUCCAGGAACACAGAAGCUUUAUUUGGGAAGAACUGCCCCACCAUCUAAAGUGGUCCAUCUUGGAGACAAAGAGCAAUCUAACUGGACAAAAGAAGUACAAGGAAUUUCAGAAUACUACCUAAGAAGAAAAGGAAUAAUAAUAAAUGAAACAUCCGCAGUUGUAUAUGCUCAGUUACUCACAGGUCGUAAAUAUCAAAUAAAUCAAAAUGGCGAAGUCCGUCUAGAGAAACAAUGGUCGAAACAAGUUCUUCCUUUUGUUUAUCAAACUAUUGUAAAGGACAUCCGAGCUUUUGACUCCCGUUUCUCCAAUAUCAAAACAUUGGAUGACUUGUUUCCUCCUAGAAGUACGGUCUUUAUGCUGGGAACCCCCUAUUAUGGCUGCACUGGAGAAGUUCAGGAUUCAGGGGAUGUGAUUACAGAAGGUAGGAUUCGUGUGAUUUUCAGCAUUCCAUGUGAACCCAAUCUUGAUGCUUUAAUACAGAACCAGCAUAAAUAUUCUAUAAAGUACAACCCAGGAUAUGUGUUGGCCAGUCGCCUUGGAGUGAGUGGAUACCUUGUUUCAAGGUUUACAGGAAGUAUUUUUAUUGGAAGAGGAUCUAGGAGAAACCCUCAUGGAGACCAUAAAGCAAAUGUGGGUUUGAAUCUCAAAUUCAACAAAAAAAAUGAGGAGGUACCUGGCUAUACUAAGAAAGUUGGAAGUGAGUGGAUGUAUUCAUCUGCAGCAGAACAACUUCUCGCAGAGUACUUAGAGAGGGCUCCAGAACUGUUUAGUUAUAUAGCCAAAAACAGCCAGGAGGAUGUAUUCUAUGAAGAUGACAUUUGGCCUGGAGAAAAUGAGAAUGGUGCUGAGAAAGUUCAAGAAAUUAUUACUUGGCUAAAGGGACAUCCUGUCAGUACUUUGUCUCGUUCUUCCUGUGAUUUACAAAUUCUGGAUGCCGCUAUUGUUGAGAAAAUUGAGGAAGAAGUCGAAAAGUGCAAGCAAAGAAAGAAUAAUAAGAAGGUACGAGUGACAGUGAAGCCCCAUUUGCUGUACAGACCUUUAGAACAGCAACAUGGAGUCAUUCCUGAUCGAGAUGCAGAAUUUCGUCUCUUUGACCGUGUGGUAAAUGUGAGAGAGUACUUUUCAGUUCCAGUUGGCCUUCGGGGCACCAUCAUAGGAAUUAAAGGGGCUAAUAGAGAAGCUGAUGUACUAUUUGAAGUAUUAUUUGAUGAAGAAUUUCCUGGAGGCUUAACAAUAAGGUGCUCCCCUGGUAGAGGUUAUCGACUGCCAACAAGUGCCUUGGUAAAUCUUACUCAUGGGAGUCGCUCUGAAACUGGAAAUCAGAAGUUGACAGCCAUUGUGAAACCACAACCAGCUGUGAAUCACUAUAGCUCAAAUUCAUCAAUUUCAUCUGGGCAUUUGGGAGGCCUGAACCAUUCUCCCCAAUCGCUUUUUGUUCCUACUCAAGUACCUACUAAAGAUGAUGAUGAGUUUUGCAACAUUUGGCAGUCCUUACAGGGAUCUGGAAAGGUUCAACAUUUUCAGCCAACUCUACAAGAGAAGGUUACAGUUCUACCUCAAGAAAUAAGUCAAGUAACUCAACAUCAUAAAUCUGGCUUUACUGACAACAGUGUUAAAUGUCAGCAAAGAAAACAUGAGGCUCACAGGAAAUUUAAAGAAGAGUGUAAAAGUCCUAAAACUGAGAAUCGGUUACAAAAAAUGUCAAAUAAACAGAUGUUUGGAGGGCCUGCCAAAUGUAAUAUUAAGCUAUUGAAGAGAAAUGAAAGUGCAGAAGUCUCAGAAAACCAAAAGGUUGUGACUGGUUACCCAAAUGCUAUUGAUAAGCCAAAUCCUAGAAUUGAGAACUUUUUAGCGUCCUUGAAUAUCUCCAAAGAAAAUGAAGUACAAUCAUCUCAUCAUGAAGAGCCUCCAAGUGAAGAACUUUUGUCACCACAGUCAUUUGCUAUGAAGGGAACUCGGAUGCUUAAAGAAAUACUAAAAAUUGAUGGCUCUGAUGCUGUGGACCAUAAAAAUGAAACGAAGCAGUUUGGUAAUGAAGUCAAUGUUUCCUCUAAUAGAAGAGAUGAAUAUGGACUUUUCUCCCAGGCUAAACAAAAUAAGAAAUUAACAUCUUACAUGAAUAAGCCUCACAGUACUAGCGAAUACCAUAAUGUUCAGUCUAUGGACCAUGUGUGUUGGCCUGCUCCCAGCCAUAUCCCUCCUGUGUCCACACCAGUAACUGAACUUUCUCGAAUUUGUUCCCUUAUUGGAAUGCCACAACCAGAUUUCUCCUUUCUUAGAACGCCACAGACAAUGACAGUUUGCCAGGUAAAAUUAUCUAAUGGCUUACUGGUACAUGGGCCACAGUGCCAUUCUGAAAAUGAAGCCAAGGAAAAAGCCGCACUUUUUGCUUUACAACAAUUGGGCUCCUUAGGAGUGAAUUUCCCUUUGCCUCCACCAAUAUUUCCAAAUUAUCCUCCUGCUGUACCACCCGGAACCAUUCCUCCAGUUUUUCCUCAACCUACUGGCUGGGAUCACUAUGGAAGCAACUUAGCAUUGGGGGCAGCUAAUAUAAUGCCUUCAUCAUCUCACCUCUUUGGCUCCAUGCCAUGGGGACCACCAGUGCCAGUUCCUGGGAAACCAUUUCAUCAUCCUUCAUAUUCUGGGACCAUGCCAAUGGCUGGGGGAAUGCCAGGUGGUGUGCACAAUCAGUUCAUACCUCUACAGGUUACUAAAAAAAGGGUUGCAAAUAAAAAGAACUUGGAGAGUAAGGAGGCCCAGAGUUCUCACGCUACCCCACUUCAGACUAGCCAGCCAGGGUCUUCCAGUGGCACCAAAGUGAUUCCACAGGAGAGUUCAUCCACUUCCUUAAAGUCCUCUCAGAUUACUCAGCCUGCGUCUUCUUUUCAAGUUGAAGCUGCCUCCCAAGGCCAUAGUAUGUCUCAUCACAAGUCAACACCAAGCUCUUCUUCAAGAAGAAAAUCAAGAAAACUGGCCGUCAAUUUCGGCGUUUCCAAGCCUUCUGAAUAAAUCUGGUACCUGGAAUUAAAUUAAUUUCUUUCCUUUCCACCCACCUUUUUAGAAAUCCACAUCUGUGUCUCAUAAAAAAUUAGAAUGUGCUAUUUUAAAAUAGUACAUUUUGAUUAAAAAUUUUCCUUUCAGUUAAAAUUUUUUAAUUUGUCAGGCACUUUUCAUGCUAUAUCAAAUUGCGCAUCUUAAACAUGCGCAGUUUGUUUUACAUCAAUUAUACCUCAGUAAAGCUAUAAAAAAGAAAAACUAAAUUAAACCUUGUGUUAAAAUAGUAUCAGUGGACUAAGCAUUAAAAUGUACCACUCUAACUCUUGGCCUCUCAUCAACAGAACUAUCCUGAACCAUGAAUUAGACAUCAUAGUGCAAUAAUAAAAAUUUUUUUUAUACUAUUGAGGGAUAAUUAAAUGGAGCUUGAAAAUUGGGCCUCAAUCUACUGAAUGUGGAUUUUAUUUCUCUUUUUAAUGAUGUGACAGGUUUGUCAGGAGAAUGGCUCUUAUUUAUAAGUAUUUUAACUUACAUUUUGUUGUCUCUGAGGGUCCUUUAGACCUGCUGUGAAAUGAUCACACGUGUUGUGGUGCUGCCAGUUUUGCUUUAUUCUAAAUUUUGUACCAAAGCAACUUUAGAAACUGAUCAGAGUAUUUCAUUUAACUGCUUAGAACUAUAAAUAGCAAUCUAGAUUUGAGCAAGUAAUUACAAUUUUUUAGAUUACUCAAGAACCAGCAUUAGAAAUUUCUAAUAAAAUUAAGUUUCAAAAUCUACAGGGUAUAACGACUACAAAUUAAUCUUCUAAUAGAAUAAAAUAAGAUAUAUUAAUCAUGUUGUUAGUUGAAAUAAAUUGUGUUAUUCUUUUGUAUAGCUUUUUACUUGCUUAAACAUAUAUGAGAGCUUCUUUGUUGGUCCAUGUGUAGUGUUUCUUGAGAUUGAUGAAAUUCUAAUUUUUAAAAAAAUUCUGAGGUGUGCUAUAAUACAGGCACAAUCAGUUUGUGAUGUACUUUAUUUACAUGACAAACGCCUGUCUCAUUCUGUUUCCAUAUUUUUAGCUUUAUGCUGAACUGUUCAGUGACUCUGGCAUUUUGUCCUUGCAUGUCAUGUGUGAAGUGUGUAUUGUUCAAGCUGUGGCUGUUGAAAUCAUUUUAGAAUUUAUGAAAAUUUCUCAGUGGUACCAGGACCUGAGUUUUUUUAUAUAUGUAUAUAAAUAUGUACACACACAUAUAUAUAUUUAUCCUUUAGUUUUUGUGAUAUGCUUAUAUUUUUAAGGAAGUAAGUUAUCAUAAUUUUUUAAAAAGUAGGAACCAUAAUGUUUAUAUGGAGCUACUUAUUAUUAUAUCCAGUUUCAUUUAACUCAUUAAAAACCCUGCCAUGAGUCCUAAAGUAGUCUGUUUGUUUGUUUUUUAAGUGCUGGUAUUGAACUAAAUGGAUUCCUUUCUCUAACUGCUGAUUUCAGAGUUUCUCUAAAUGUAAAUAGGACAUUUGUAUAUUAGUAGUGCCUUUAGUGUAAGAGAUAAGUGUUCAUUAUCUGUCAUUUAGUAUAGUCAUGUGAGUUUCUGUGAUUUUAUUUUCUAUUAAUUUUCUAGAUUCCGAUGUUCAUUGGUUCCCAGCAUGUCCUUGUUGGGAAUGUUUAUCUGUAGUGGGAUCUUGAAUAAUGAAGCUCAAGUAAUUCUGUGUUUGUCCUUAGUGUCCCACAAACUCUCUCUUUGUUUUAAAAGGAAAUCUGUAUUAUGAGAAUACAAUACAAAAAAGUUAAAUUGUGAUAAUAAUGUUCUGUUAACCUCUUAACUACUUUAAAGUAUGUAAUAUUUUUUAUCUUAUGUACCUGUACAAACUCCAGCAUUCAAGAAUUGCCUCGCUCAUCACUGCUGUGUGGCCCCUCUAAAAACAGCGUACAACCCACAUCUUUUUUAGAGUACAAAGGAAGGAGCAUGUGCCAUCUUCUGAAAACUCCAAGAAAAUUUCAAAAAGCAUAUUGCCACCAGACCCAUAGGAUAUUUCCCCAGUGUUUGAGCAAAGUGAGCUGAUAAUUCUACAUGAAUAGGCAGCAAAAGUGUUUUCUUUUUAUUCCUUCCUCCCUUUUUAAAAAAACACAUAGUAUUCUAAAGGUCAAGAUUGAAGAGAGAUUAAAAUAUAGGAAAGAGCUUGAUAAUGACGAGAUUAGUGGUCAGGCCUUCAUCUUUUCCUUUCCCUUUGUAGACCUAUUCCAAAUGUGGGCAUGAGAUCAAUAGGAGAUCAGCAGGACUUGUGCCUCCCUGUGCAGGACAUAAGGAACAGAGAUAAAAACAGAUAAAAACAGAGUUUUUAUCUCAUGAUAAUCUUGAGGAGACUGGAUUCGUUGAUAGUAUGGGAAACUUACAAUUUUUCUGUCUUGGAUUGGGCAAACUCAGAUGGGCUCAAAGUUUAGAAAUAUGCCCAUUUGACUGUUGAAUCUGCUAUAAACUUUCUGUGUAAGCUGUGGUCUCAAUAGGGCACAGCAGAGCAGAGUCCCCAGAUUGCUUCAUGCUUCCACAUAACCAAGUUAGUUCCACGUAACUAAAUAUUCUUAUUCAGUUAAUUUCUCUCUUUUUUUUUUUUUUAGUGCAUUAAGUGAAUUUUGAAAUUGAUUCUUCUAGUUUCAUUGUUCCUUGUUACAAUUGCCUGCAUUGCCUGAUCAUCACCUAGUUUUAUAAUUGGACAAAAUCUAUUAAUUGAUUUAAACAUCAUGUAGACUAAGGUCUUAAACAUCUGAGAGUCAGUUGCAUGAGACAUUAAUUUUGCCUGUCAGUGUACCUUGGUUUCAGUUUAAGAUGUUGCUUGCUUUUCAGAGGGAUAAGGAGUUCUUUUAAAACUGAAAAGAUAAGGUUUGUUUCAGUUUUUGUUUCUAUUAGGAGAGAUGAAGAACUCUUGAUGCAGGUUUUUUGUUGUUUUUCCUUUCCUAUGAUCAGGUAUUUGCUUUGGUUUUAGACUGUUAUUUUCAAACUAAUCUAGAAUCUUCAUUUAAGGGGAGAAGCAGUGAGGGAGGACUUGGAAGAAAGAAACCAAUUAAAUAAGAUACUUUCAAUCACUGCAUUUUCAGACUAUAUUCUAUCUUUCUAGAUCAAGGAAGCAGAUAAGUUGCAGGGGCUUUUUUAGUCACUUUUCAUCUGUUCUAUUUGUAUUAAUGAAUCAUACUUUUUUGUAGUGGUUGUCUAAUUUUUACCUUAGGGUGAAUAAUACUGUCCAGAUCUCCACUGAAGUUAGGCCUAAUGUGUUUGGUCUCGUUUUUCAGAGUAUCUUUUUUAAAGCAACAGUCUACAAUUUCCCAGCUUUUCAAGCUUGCUAUGUUUCUUAGGGUCAUCUUGCUUCCAAACUGUGUUUUUACUAUAGAGGAGAAUUAAUUUAUUGGAGAGAUAUAACUGUGACAAGUUUUGUCUACUUAAAAAAAAAAGUCACUUAAGUUCCUUUAUCAUUUUUCUAGAGAUAGUGAUAGCACUCAAACUGGUAGUGUUCUUUAUGCAUAUUUUGUAAGCUUCGUCAAUGGAACAGUCUUUUUCACAGGAGCAUCCUUUUCUAGUCAGAAUAAAGCUAAAAAUUCCAGAAAUGAAUACUUUCAAAUGACCUGGUUCGUAAUUCCAUCAGACCUCUACAUCUUCCGUCAGGGAGCAGGAAGAGACUGUGUUGAAACAGACAGACAAGAGUGGUGAGUCAGCAGGCAUGUGGAAGUGUCCCUAUUACCAUACCAUACUGAGGUAACAGCUCUGGUAUUGCUGAUCUUUUUUUUUUCCCCCAGAGAGGGG